AUGACAAUAUUUGACAUAGAAACCGUCAUGUUGAAAGCCACGGUGGCUGAAAAGAUCGGGUUGCUCUCUGGAAAAGAUGCGUGGCACACAUUUGAUAUCCCGCGUCUGGGGGUGCCAUCCAUUCGCUGUACGGAUGGCCCCAAUGGUGCGAGAGGCACCAAGUUCACCGCAGGCACUCCAGCAGCAUGUCUACCUUGCGGUACUUCUCUGGGGGCCACGUGGAACCAAGAUCUUCUCCAUCAGGCUGGAAUCCUCAUAGGCCAUGAGACCAAGGCAAAAGGAGCACAUGUCUGGCUGGGCCCCACGGUGAAUAUGCAUCGAUCACCGCUCGGUGGGCGAGGCUUUGAGUCCUUUGCUGAGGAUCCAUACUUGUCAGGCAAGCUGGCUGGCUGCUACAUCAGCGGCGCCCAGUCCACAGGCAUUGUGUCCACCUUGAAACACUUUGUUGCCAACGAUCAAGAGCAUGAGCGAAUGGCUGUAGAUGUUCGAGUGACUGAACGUGCUCUACGAGAGAUCUACCUCCUCCCGUUCCAAAUCGCCAUGCGAGACGGAGACCCUGGCGUUGUUAUGACGUCUUAUAACAAGGUAAAUGGAUUGCACGUUUCUGAAAGCCCCGCGCUAUUAAAAGACAUUCUGAGACGAGAAUGGGGCUUCAAAGGAAUGAUCAUGAGCGACUGGUACGGCACAUACUCUACCAGUGAAGCCUUGAAUGCUGGUCUUGACCUCGAGAUGCCCGGUCCACCACGAUUAAGGGGAAUCAUGGCCGAUCUCGCAGUCUCCUCCCGAAAAGUGUCCCAUGCGACCUUGGAUGAUCGCGUGCGAAAUGUGCUUCAACUCGUCCAGCGAUGCAUCCAAAUCGACGGCGUCUCACCAGUUGAGACAACGCGAGACACGCCCGAAGAUCGUGUACUCAAUCGCAAACUGGCUACAGAGAGCGUUGUACUGCUCAAAAAUGACAACAACGUUCUUCCUAUUCCUGCCAACAUCGACGAAAUAGCCCUGAUUGGGCCAAACAUGAAGAACGGGGCGUACUGCGGCGGCGGCAGCGCUCAACUCGAGUCCUACUACACCAUUACCAAUUACCAAGGAAUAUAUGAUCGACUGACUAAAGGUCGGCAACCUAGCCAAGUAAAGGUUCACUACGAACCGGGUGCUAACACUUGGGGGUUCCUUCCCCUGUUAGGAGAGAGAGUCAAAAGCCCUGAUGGGCAACUGGGAAAACUCCGUAUGCGCAUCUUUGCUGAUCCGCCGUCUAUUCUGGAUAGAGAGAUUGUAGAUGAACUAGAGAUCAAGGACUCGACUUGGCAAUUGAUGGGAUAUUCACAUCCGAAAUUAGGAGCACGGUUCUGGGCCGACGUCGAAGGCACAUUUCGUGCACUGGAAACCAAUCAGUACGAGUGGGGGAUUGCAUGUUGCGGCACAGCAUCACUACUUAUCGACGGCGACUUGAUCAUUGACAAUACUUCUGAUCAGAAGCCUGGCAACUCUUUCUUUGGGAGAGGUACUACUGAAGAGAAGGCUAUUCUGGGCAUGGAGAAAGAUAGAGACUACCAAAUUCUCUUGCAGUUCGGAAGUCUUCCAACAUCCAUGAUAUACAAGGAGGGAGUCGUGGCUUACGGUCCAGGUGCAGGGCGCAUCGGAGUAUGGCCCGUCGAAGAUGCCGAUACGGCCAUCGAGGAGGCUGCCAGUAUCGCGAGAAAAUGCAAGUACACAGUUGUCUGUGUGGGACUUGACAAAGAUUUAGAGAGCGAGGGAUAUGAUAGGCCCGACAUGAACCUGCCCGACCCGAUGCCACAACUUAUUACCGCCGUGCUUGAGGCGAACCCGGAUGCCAUCAUCGUCACUCAGUCCGGUUCACCAAUCAAUAUGCAACCUUGGAUUUCGAAGACAACCACUCAGGUCCACAUGUGGUACGGGGGCAACGAGACAGGAAACGGUCUUGCAGAUGUCCUGUUCGGGGUGACGAACCCUAGUGGCAAGCUUCCCGUCACUUUUCCCAACGCAAUAGAGGAUACACCAGCAUUCCUGAAUUUUGAGAGCGAGCGUGGACGAACUGUCUAUGGAGAAGGUGUCUACGUAGGAUAUCGAUACUAUGAGAAACUAAAUAGGAGCGUUGCAUUUCCGUUCGGGCAUGGUUUAUCCUACACCACUUUCUCCUUCUCCGAUCUGAGGGUCACUGCAACUGAGGCGAGAUUUCGCGCACGCAAUUCAGGAGAGGUUCCCGGCUCAACCGUCGCACAGCUUUACAUCUCCCCUGCAAAUUCCAACUCAAUAUCGAGACCUAAGAAAGAACUAAAGGGAUUCGCUAAAGUAUAUCUUCUGCCAGGAGAAGUUAGAGAGGUAACAAUACGGCUUGAUCGGCUUGCAACUUCAUUUUGGGAUGAGUUAUUAGGCUGCUGGCUUAGUGAGAAAGGAGUGUAUGGAGUGUACGUUGGACAGAGCAGCACGCAGAUCUGUGCAACUACUGAACUAACAGUUGACCAAACAACGACAUGGUUGGGCUUGUAA
This is a messenger RNA of Ilyonectria robusta, 2508 nucleotides long. RefSeq names its product glycoside hydrolase superfamily. The transcript is spliced from 6 exons. The record is from RefSeq and is a predicted model, not a curated record. Gene Ontology annotation, molecular function: beta-glucosidase activity. The coding region runs from base 1 to 2508 and encodes 835 amino acids. Gene Ontology annotation, biological process: glucan catabolic process. Lineage: Eukaryota; Fungi; Ascomycota; Sordariomycetes; Hypocreales; Nectriaceae.